This is a messenger RNA of Schistosoma mattheei, 5059 nucleotides long. The record is from the annotation of a GenBank genome assembly. NCBI's taxonomy places the organism in Eukaryota, Metazoa, Platyhelminthes, Trematoda, Strigeidida, Schistosomatidae.
GUUAUCUUGACAGCUACGCUACCAAGAAGUUUCUCGUUUCGGGAAAGUUGAUUAUGUUUCCAGUAUAAUGAGCACUGCAGAACCGUUCGCAGGGUGGCUUUACAAAUGGACAAAUCUUAUUAAAGGCUAUAAAAAGCGUUGGUUUUUAGUACAGGAUAAUUUACUCAGCUACUACCGAGAACCGGAUGCAGUUGGGCGACAUUGUCGUGGGACUUUCGACUUGACGAACGCCCACUUAAGUGUUCAGGAGUCUGGAUGCUCCUUUAUUUUGACGGAGAGCUCUGGAAGAAAGCAUCACUUCAAGGCAUUAUCUGAAGAAGAUAAGGAGAAUUGGAUUAUUGCCCUUACAGACUUAAUUUCGAGAUCUCAGGUUACCCAUACUGAGAUUGAGUCAGAUUAUUCAUCAUUUAACAUACUUCGACCAGACAAAGAGAACAGUUGUAAGCGAAAUUCUUUCAGAUUUACUCUUAAAGGUCGACCAAAGUUGGAUAUUAAAACAACCAGUUUCCCAGUUCUACCUCAACCGCUUGCUAAUCAAUCAAUAUCACUGAAUAACUGUCAAUGUGCUAGCCAAUCGUGUUCACACGACGGUUUAUGUAAUUCAACUUUUCAUGAGAAGUUCCGAAGAAUAAAGCUGAAGCACGAUUUAUCGAAAUCCGAUUCUAGGUGUGUAUCAGAUGCUCCAAUAUCAAAUUCAUUUUCUCUCCCUAUGCAUGAACCAAAUGUUUCUACCAAUGACCUCAAGAUAAAAAGUGAUACAGGAAGACGUUUGUCUCGUCAAUAUGUCAUUUCAAUUGAAGACAGCAACCGUUUAGGAAUUAUAGAGGCUUUGAAGAGACGCCUACAUGAUCACAUUAGUAACAUUUGUUCUCAAGUCAGUAAUAUCGAGUCAAUGCUUACAUCAGUCUCAAGUGAAUUAUCCAGUUUGCUGCUGCAGCCACGUUCAUCCCCAUUGAAUUCAGAUGAUCACUUUUCUGCCUCAGACCUAGAAAGACGGACUACUUCUCUUAAACUUGCCUUACUCGAACAUCGUAACGACGCAAAAGAAUUUUACGAGGCGUCUACUGAAGCGUUGCAGUUCUUAACUGGAACUUAUGCUCGAUUCAAUCGACAACUUGUUUUAGAACAAGAACGUUGUAUAACGUUGGAGAGGACCGUUGAACAGUUGGCUAAAGAAUUACGUAGUUUGGAAAUCCAGUUAAAAUAUCAUAUUCCUAUGGUUGUUGAAGACAAAAAUAUGAAUCAGAUUCAGUCUGAAGAAACCAAGCAAACUGUAAAACAGUCAGUAGAAAAAUUACUUGAUGAAGAAAACAGUGAUGAAUUUUAUGACGCCAUGUCUAAUUUAGAUGUGACUGAACAACAAUAUAAUGAUUCACUUAUUUCUACAAUCAAUCAAUCUAUAGUACAAAUGCCUAGACCAUUACAUUAUAAUUCAUCAUCAUUGCAUAAUAGUGAUGUAACUCAAGUGUCAUCAGCAAGUUUAAGAAGUUUGGUGAAUGUUGAAGAAACAUCAGUUUCAGGCAGUGAUUUAGAUUUACCAAAUGGAUACACUAACAGAACUAAUGUUUUUACAUCUAUGCCGUCUGAUGGAUAUCCAAACACGUACAACAAAAACUCUACUACUGACCAGCAUAAUAACACAUUGAAAUAUGGAAAAAUUCGUAAACGUCGGAAUACCAUACCUGUUUCACCAAAAAUUGCAUUAAAUUUAUGGGGUAUAAUUAAAAAUGCUAUCGGUAAAGAUCUGGCAAAAAUUCCUAUUCCUGUAAAUUUCAACGAACCUUUGUCAUUCCUCCAACGAGCUGUUGAAGAUUUCACAUAUUCCAAUCUAUUAGAUUAUGCUUCACAGACAAGAGAUCCAGUGGAACAAAUGGCUUAUGUUGUAGCAUUUUCAGUUAGUUGUUAUAGUUCGACUGCUUAUCGUGUAGGAAAACCAUUUAAUUCAUUACUCGGCGAAACUUAUGAAUGUGAUCGUACAGAUGAUAUGGGUUGGCGUUGUAUUUCAGAACAGGUUAGUCAUCAUCCACCUGGUUGCAGUCAGUAUUGUGAAUCAUUACGACAUAAAUGGAAAGUUUGGCAAGAUUAUUUUUUGUCAACAAAAUUUCGUGGCAAAUAUUUAUCUAUCAGUCCUAAAGGUACCAUUAAUCUACAAUUCGCUGAUGGAUCACAUUAUACUUGGACAAAAGUAACAACAGUUGUUCAUAAUUUAAUUGUUGGUACGAUAUGGAUUGAUAAUUAUGGUGAUGUAACCAUAGAAAAUCAUAAAACUGGUUAUUCAUGUAACCUGCAGUUUAUCGCUCAUUCUUAUUUUAAUAGAGGACAGUCAAGACGAGUUACAGGUAUUGUGAAAAAUUCAACUGGUGUACCAGUUGCUGUAAUUCAAGGAACGUGGGAUAAUUAUUUAGAAUAUCAACGUUUAUCAAUCGAUAAAAUACCUGUCGGUGAGCCAAUAUUAAUAUGGAAAACUGAUCCAUUACCUUCUAAUGCUUCUGAUAUGUAUCACUUUUCUCGAUUUGCUAUUGAAUUAAAUGAAAUGGAAGAUGGUGUUGCACCGACUGACUCAAGACGUAGACCUGAUCAACGUCUUAUGGAACAAGGAUUAUGGGAUCAAGCAAAUGAAGAAAAAAGGCGCCUUGAAGCGAAACAAAGAAAUAAACGACAUGCAUGGGAGAAAGCAGUUAGAGAAGGUAUUAUUCUGAUGUUGUUUUAAGGCAGAAUUGUAUCAUUUAUUAUUUGCUACAUCAUUUACCAAAUCAAACUUGAUCGUCAAGCCACGGAUUCUAACUUUUCCACGUCUGGGACUAAUGAAACAAGGAUAGGUACUUACAUGUUUAAACCAUCAGGUCAAACAGAUGAACCAUUAUUCACACCAGUUUGGUUUUCACCAAAACAUGAUGUCAAUGGUAAUGUAUAUCAUGAAUAUUUAGGAAACUAUUGGAAAUCAAAAGAACAACAAGAUUGGUUAAAAUGUCCAGAUAUUUAUUGAAAAAUUUUUUUAGAUCUUAUUUUCAAUUAUUCUUGUAGAAAGUGUAAGAGAUUAUUUCAGUACAAAAAAUUGUUUCUGUGCGUCAAUAAAAACUGUUUUGCUGUCUUUCCUGUUCACCUUGAUAGUUAGUGUUGGUGAAUCCUAUUACAUUUUUAGAACAUUUUUGUUUGUUUAUAGUUUAUGUCUUUUAGAAUAAAAGAUAAUUCUGAUCUGUAGUUUGUAAUUCUUGUUAUUGAUAUUUAUAAAAUAGUCCUAAUUAACAUUAACUUCAUUCUCUGUUUCUGUUCCGUUUUGACGUUUUCAUUCACGAAUUAUUUCCCUACUAAUCUCCCACUUUGUUCUGUUUUGUCGGAAUACUGUCAUCUCUUCAUUUCUUUAUCUAUCUGUCUGUAUAACUGAUCGAAUUCUCUACGUUGGGCUUUCACUAACUUCCCUAACCAUUAGCCUAUUUUCGUGUUUCUUUUUGAACUACUGAUUUAUUGUAAUAAGUAGGAUGUUUGUGUAUAAGUGCAUUGUCGUGUACUUUAUUGUAAAUAAAUGCGUAUAUGGCUUUGAUGAUUCCAUUUUUUGAACCUCCGCACCUACUCGACUUUUAUUAUAGUAAUAUUAUUUUAACUAUAAUCAGAAUAUCGACUUCAUUAACAUUUAUAAAAAUUUUUGCUAAAAAGUUGCCAUAUGGGACUUCGUCGAAAGUCUUAAAGCCUGAUGAUGAUAAUCUUUAGCAUGAACCAUUGAUGACGUCAUAAUUAUCACAUUUUAUUUUCACAUGACUUUUGUUAUAAGAGAUAAUGUCAACAAGUGUCAACCACUGUUUAUUUUAUUUAACACCAUUACUAUUAGGGAGAAUAAAUUGUUCACUGUGACGAUGAUAACUAUGAUUGUUUACUUGUUCUUGUUUAAUUUUGCUAAUUUAUAAACAUAUAUACUUUUCUUUGUCAUUUUCGCCACUUAGAUGACCAAGAUGGUUUUGGUGUUGUUCUUUUAUUUUGUUAAGUGAUUUUUUUUACCCUUUCUCUUCAUAACCAUUAUUUUACAUUUCAGUGCUGUUUUCAUCCUUUUUCUGCCUUAUUUUUAUUGCAUCAAUUGUGUUAUUGUGUAUUCGUCUCAUAUGAUCAAUUGUUAACUUCACUGAUUACCAACAUACUGUUUUGAUGAUUUGUGCAAAUAUAUAUGUAUUAAAUCUUAUAAAGUCUUUACUGUUUCUUGAAAUUCUGUACAAUAAAAAGUUGACAAAGGAGAAUAGGAGACAUUUACAAGUUUGUUUACGAAUGUAGGUAUAUAGAUAAUUUAGUUUGUUGACUUAAUGCUGUUUAGAUGCAGUUUGUAUUUGUCAUUUAGUUCACUUAUGGAUUAUUUUCUCUCUUUUUUUUACCAACACUAAAUUGUUGAUUCUUCCAAUUAACUUUUACAACUAAAUUUGCUCAUUUAUACGUGUAAAGAUGUAUUUAGAAAAGAAUGUAUUUUGAAAGUGAAAACUCCACCUUUUUCUUUCUAUAAAAUAUACUUAUACAUAUACUACUUAAUUUUCUGUUAUAUUUUGCUGUAUGAACAACCCGUUCUGUUUAUGAAUUUCUGUAUUACUUAUUCUACUGACUUUGAAUUAUAUUGUGCAUAAUUUACAUCUUUCAUCAAUAUGUUUUCUGCUUAUUUCUUCGGUUAUUUUUCUCUCUUUAGUUUGUUUUUAUUUUAACAGCCUGAUUGCCAAGAUUGAAUUCAGUUUAUAUUGUGUUUUUUUUCUAUAAACAAAAUUGUUUUUUUAUUCUGAUAAAAAGAAUCAGAAUUAUUUGAAUACGAUUUUAUAUUUUCUGUACUAACUACCAGUUACGAAUAGAUAGGUAGGUGUGCAUAAUUAUGAUGUACUAGGUACAACAUAUUGACGGCAACCAUAAUUGAUGAAUAUCAGAUAUGUAGCGCAUCCAUGUGUUUGUCAAGUCCAUAUUCAAAAUGUUUAGAGCGACCAUGGAUGUUUACAUAGUUUAUUGCAAAUUGAGUUUAACAAUUUAGCUAAACAUUUUGCUAAGUCAUGGAAUUCGUUAAAUAUCCAAAAUCUCUGACUACCUAGCUGUUUCUCAC